This is a messenger RNA of Chlorella variabilis, 519 nucleotides long. RefSeq lists its product as hypothetical. The transcript has 5 exons. The record is from RefSeq and is a predicted model, not a curated record. The coding region runs from base 1 to 519 and encodes 172 amino acids. Lineage: Eukaryota; Viridiplantae; Chlorophyta; Trebouxiophyceae; Chlorellales; Chlorellaceae. Gene Ontology annotation, molecular function: ATP hydrolysis activity; AMP kinase activity; ATP binding. Gene Ontology annotation, cellular component: nucleus; cytoplasm.
AUGGCGCGCAGAGCGCCCAACAUCCUGAUCACAGGCACCCCCGGCACGGGCAAGAGCACGCUGUGCGAGAACGUGGCCUCCACCACGGGACUCAGGCACCUGGAAAUCGGCAAGCUUGUCAAGUCCCAGCAGCUACACAGCGGCUGGGACGACGAGUUCGACUGCCUGGUUAUAGACGAAGAGAAGGUGUGCGAUGCUCUGGAGGACCAGACCGCGGAAGGUGGCUGCCUUGUGGACUACCACGGCUGCGACUUCUUCCCGGAGCGGUGGUUUGACCUGGUGGUGGUGCUGCAGACCGACAACACCGUGCUGUGGGAGCGGUUAGAGAAGCGCGGGUACAGCCGGAAGAAGAUUCAGGAUAAUGUGCAGUGCGAGAUCAUGCACGUCAUCGUGGAGGAGGCCAGCGACAGCUACAGGGAGGAGAUUGUACAUGUGCUGCAGAGCAGCACGCCUGAGGAGAUGGAGGAGAAUGUCGAGCGGCUGACGCAGUGGGCACGCAGCUGGCGGCCCAGCAGCUAG